Molecule: messenger RNA, 1183 nt
Organism: Saccoglossus kowalevskii
Lineage: Eukaryota; Metazoa; Hemichordata; Enteropneusta; Harrimaniidae
Product: charged multivesicular body protein 7-like
Biological process (GO): vesicle budding from membrane; late endosome to vacuole transport via multivesicular body sorting pathway
Cellular component (GO): multivesicular body; ESCRT III complex; cytoplasmic side of plasma membrane
Source: RefSeq, a predicted model, not a curated record
UUUUCAGGAAAAGGCUGAUGCUAUAGUCGCUGAACAUUCUAAAUCAGUAGAGUUUGAAUCAACGGAUAAUAUUAUAGAAUACUCAUCUCUGUGGCAGAAAUGCCAGCACCUUUGCAAAGAUGAAAAAACUUUUGAAUUAACAUUACUGCAUCUUCGGAAAACCAAAAAAGUUUGUUUUUUAAAAACUGAAGACGGAUUACAGAUUUUAAAAUUUUCCAGUCCAAACAGUAAAAUAUGCCCAGAAUUUAAUGAAGUAGAUGUGGAUGUGUUUAGGUUAAAGCAGAGUAUUCAGGUGAUGAAACUUCACAUAGAUAGACUAACUAAUGAAAUGGAAAGGUAUAAAAUGGAAGCAGUUGUACAGUUAAAAAAAGGAAUGAGGACUUUAGCUAAAAAUUACCUCAGACAAAAGCGAAGCAUCCAGAGGACACUUGAAAAUAAAUAUAUUGCUUUAGAAACCAUGGAAACGAUGCAGAGAAAAAUACAAGAAGCACACAGUGAUAUAAUGAUUAUUGAUGCCUACAAAGCUGGAUCAGCUGCUUUGAAGCAAACCUUAAACAUAAAUGAACUAACUCCAGCGGCUGUUGACAAUGCUAUGGAUGAAGUACAGGAGGCUUUGGAAGCAUACCAAGAAGUGAACGACACAGUGAUGCAAGGAAACGAUACAAUAUCCGAUAUUGCUGGUAUCAGUAAAAAUGAACUGGAAGAAGAAUUAGAACUACUACUUGCUGGAGAAAAUGAGUCAUUUGAUGAUUUAGGAAUUUCCGCUUUUGAUAAAAUGAAUGUGGCAGACACAUCAGCUUCUGACAGAGAGCCAAACUUCAGUGACAUACUAGCAACUAGCCAGUCAACCCCGCCACAUUUUCCAAGUGUACCAACUACCCCACCACAAUAUGAUGUGUAUAAAGUACCAGCCGGCUCAUCACAAGUACAUGACGUGUAUGAUAUGAGGUUUCCAGACGUGCCAUCAACAGCUAUGCCAACAUCACCAUCAUCACAAAAUUACAAAGAAAGAAAUGUUGAGACAAUUAUUCUGGAAUGAAUAAUGUAUUUGUUAAUAGUACCAAAAACAUCCAUCUAUCAUAGUAUGUACAGCUUCAGUAACAUAGGACACAGGCCAUAGAUGGUGUCUGAUUCCUCAUAUUGCUUACAGUGCAUAGUGAAAUGAAAUGACAAUAGAUUGAAC